Messenger RNA from Gossypium raimondii (Peruvian cotton), 1799 nucleotides. Its product is annotated as zinc finger CCCH domain-containing protein 37. Bases 174 to 1553 code for a protein of 459 amino acids. Gene Ontology annotation, molecular function: metal ion binding; mRNA binding. The record is from RefSeq and is a predicted model, not a curated record. Lineage: Eukaryota; Viridiplantae; Streptophyta; Magnoliopsida; Malvales; Malvaceae. The transcript is spliced from 12 exons.
UACGCUGACCUACCGCGCGGCAUUACUCUGUUACCGGGGUGCCUUCGAAAAUAAUAAAAAGGAAAAAAAAAAGAAUCUAAAAAUGAAGAAAAUAUAAUUUCAGACAUCUAAUUCAGCAGUGAGUGUACGGCAUAGUUAAAAUUUUGUGAAUUAGGGUUAGUAGCAGUGGCCAAAUGGCCAACCAGUUUUACGGUUACUCAUCCCCAUCACCUUCCGCCUCCACUCUCCACCGUUAUCUGGACUCCGACGCCGCGUCUCAGUCUCAGUCUCAUUUGCUUCAACAACUCCACCCCUCCGCUGCUGCCGCUGCCGCUGCUGCCGCCUCACUCAUCAAACGCCCCUCUCAAGUUCUCUACCAUCAGAAUGUUUUGGAUGCCCAAAACACACUUGGGCAGAUUGAAGCUUGGUAUUCUGCUAGCUCUUUAGUCAAGCGACCUAGAUUGGAGAGUGCAAGCAAUUUACCUAUAUAUCCUCAAAGGCCAGGAGAAAAGGAUUGUGCUCAUUAUAUGCUCACAAGAACCUGUAAGUUUGGAGAUAGCUGCAAGUUUGACCAUCCUAUUUGGGUUCCUGAGGGUGGAAUCCCAUAUUGGAAAGAGGUUCCACCUGUUCCAGCUGGUGAAUCCCUCCCUGAGAGACCAGGAGAGCCAGAUUGUCCUUAUUUUUUGAAAACUCAAAGAUGCAAGUUUGGUUCGAAGUGCAAGUUCAAUCAUCCAAAAGAUAAAUUGGAUGCUCCUGGUGAUUCUGAGAAUUUAACGGUAUCUGGGUUACCAGAAAGGCCCUCUGAACCCCCUUGUGCUUUCUACAUGAAGACCGGAACAUGUAAAUUUGGUUCAACCUGCAAAUUUAACCACCCAAAAGAUAUCCAAAUACAGUUAUCCCUACAAAACAAUGUCAACUGUGAGCAGAGUGAUAUAGCCAUGAAGAUUGGGGGAAUAUCUGGAGAUAUUAAGCCGGCACUAUAUCAUAAUUCCAAAGGACUUCCAGUAAGACCGGAUGAAGUAGAUUGCCCAUUCUACCUGAAAACUGGCAGUUGCAAGUAUGGUUCUACUUGCCGGUACAAUCAUCCUGAUAGGAAUGCAUUCGUUCCUCCUGUAGCACUAGGCCAUUCCCUUAUAGCAUCUGCCAGUAAUCUGAACAUUGGAGUUGUUAAUCCAGCUUCUUCUCUAUAUCAAACAAUUGACCCCAGAUUAAGUCAGACAACUCUACUUGCUCAGCAAACAAUGCCAACGUUGGUAGGGACUCAACCUGUGUAUCCUCAGAGACCUGGACAGACUGAAUGUGAUUACUAUAUGAAGACAGGGGAAUGUAAAUUUGGAGAUAGAUGCAAGUUCCAUCACCCCAUUGAUCGGUUAACAACCAACGAAGCUUCUCAGCAAGCUAUUAAGCUCACUCUUGCAGGAUUACCUAGGAGAGAGGGAUCUGUUCAUUGUCCAUACUACAUGAAAACUGGAACAUGCAAGUAUGGUGCAACAUGCAAAUUUGAUCACCCGCCCCCUGGGGAGGUCAUGUCUGUGACUGGAGUACAAGGAACAUCCACAACAAUGUCGGGAUGAGGAACAUGAUAUGGAAACUCAGCUACGGGAAGCUACUUUGUGAUGACGAUUUAGAUGGGUUUAUAGGGCUUUCUGUACCAAGGUCUGUUAGCAUGAUGCCUAGAGUGGACCAUGUGAAUUUAAUGUAUUUGUCAAUUAAUUUUUGAGAACACAAUGCCAUGGUAGUAGUUGAAUUGUUGCUUGCAGUUGUAUUGGUGUUUGGACUAAUAGAUAUUUGGCAAUUUUAUGUUCCCGUUUGAAAUUGAA